Molecule: messenger RNA, 666 nt
Organism: Lottia gigantea (owl limpet)
Lineage: Eukaryota; Metazoa; Mollusca; Gastropoda; Lottiidae
Exons: 2
Coding region: 1-666 (221 amino acids)
Source: RefSeq, a predicted model, not a curated record
AUGGCGCUCAUGGACCACCAUACACUUGUUACUUUUACAGGAACAGAAAUACAGAAAACAAAAGUACGAUGUAAAAAAGAAAACGGAAAAGGAGAAAUUGAACUUAAAGAAGACGGUAUGAUAUUGACAAUAGAUGACAAAACACACAAGUGUUCAUUUCCUAAUCACAAAACAGAUACUGUUAAACCGUUUUUUGAUAUAAGAUUUGGUAACCUGGCUUUUUCUGUCCCAGGUUUACCUUAUGUGUCAUCACAUCAGCAAACCUGUGUUUCUCAAAUUUCUCAGGAAGAAAUGGUACUUGAUUAUCACAGGCAAACUCAUUCCAGACCGACUGAUGAAGAAUUCCACCAAGGUGAAAUCAUUAAAUCACCAAGACUGGACUCACAACAGAUGUCACCUAAGGGUGACCAUCAAACUUGUGUAAAGCAGAUUUACACUGACGACAAUGAAAUAGGUAAAAAUAAAUUGGAUAAUUUUCAUGAAAUGUUAGAUCUAGCCAAACAGAUGCAAGAAAAAUGUAGAUUCAGUCAUGACUAUUUCUUAAUGUUUAACUCGAUGGAGGUUUCAUUAGAAGAAAAUUUACGUAAUUUAGAAAAUAAUGUUUUUGUGCCACCUUUUCAAAUGGAACAAGCCAAACAAAAGUUGAAAGAUGCAUUCCAAAGAUAG